Plasmopara halstedii is the source of this 1035-nucleotide messenger RNA. Its product is annotated as xpa-binding protein expressed. The record is from RefSeq and is a predicted model, not a curated record. The coding region runs from base 1 to 1035 and encodes 344 amino acids. Gene Ontology annotation, molecular function: GTPase activity. The transcript is spliced from 2 exons. Lineage: Eukaryota; Oomycota; Peronosporomycetes; Peronosporales; Peronosporaceae.
AUGGCAGACCAUUCAGCGACCUCUGAUGUCGUACCGCCUCCAGCACCUGCCGAUGUGUACGCUACUGCAGCUGCAGAUCCGACCUUACCAACACUCUACCCAAAGCCUGUGACAAUUCUAGUGAUUGGGAUGGCUGGAAGCGGCAAGACAACGCUCAUGCAGCGACUGGCAGCCUACGGUGUGGACUCUGGUCUACGCAAUUACGUAAUUAACCUUGAUCCGGCAGUGCGAAAGACUGGGUAUACGGCCAAUGUGGAUAUUCGUGACACUGUGGACUAUAAGAAGGUUAUGACAGAGUAUGGACUCGGCCCCAAUGGUGCCAUUAUGACGUCGCUUAACCUCUUUGCAACGCGAUUCGAUCAGGUUAUCGACCUCGUGGGAAAGCGUAGUAGUGAUCUCGAUUAUGCGAUCGUGGACACGCCUGGACAAAUUGAAGCUUUCACGUGGUCCGCAUCGGGUCAGAUCAUAACGGAAUCAUUAGCAUCAACCUUUCCAUCCGUCAUCGUUUACGUCGUGGAUACACCACGUACAGCAAGCCCAAACACAUUUAUGUCCAACAUGUUGUACGCAUGCAGUAUUCUUUACAAGUUGAAAUUGCCCUUUGUGGUGGUAUUCAACAAGAUUGACGUCAUGCGCCAUGACUUUGCAGUUGAGUGGAUGACAGAUUUUGAGGCAUUUCAAACGGCGCUUGAUGAAGUGCAAGAUGACAGCUACAUGGGCAACCUCUCGCGCUCUCUUAGUCUUGUAUUAGAAGAGUUUUAUAAUAAUCUCACAUCCGUUGGUGUGUCAGCUGCAACAGGCGAGGGUAUGCCUGAAUUUUUUGCUGCUAUUGAUGAGGCUGCAAAGCAAUAUGAAAACGAAUACCUUCCUGAUUUAUUAGGGCGCAUCAAACAACAACAGAAGACGAAACAAGUGCGUGCUGAGGCUUCGCUUUCUAGCGUCAUGCAGGAUAUGGAAAUCUCGGCCCGUGAUAAAACUUCGCUCCCUGAUACUUCAUCCAUGUCUAAUGUUGCAGGUGAGCGCACCGACUUAUAA